Molecule: messenger RNA, 5982 nt
Organism: Tetrahymena thermophila SB210
Lineage: Eukaryota; Ciliophora; Oligohymenophorea; Hymenostomatida; Tetrahymenidae
Exons: 11
Source: RefSeq, a predicted model, not a curated record
AAUUUUUUAUUUUAGUUAUUUAUGAGCGAAGCAAGCACAUUUCUUGAAAAGGCUCAAAAGAAAAGCAAACAGAAAGAACCCACUUAUGUUUAGGGAUUGCUCAAGAAACUAACAACUAUUAACAAAGUUUAAAAUAAAUAAAAGUAAAGUCAAUAGACAUUUCUAAGCAAAAGCUAGUAACAAAAUUUAUAAAAAAACUAAUAAAUGAGCAAUUAGAAUGAUUAAUUUAGCAGCAAUUUUUAAGAUAGCCCUAUAAGAAUCGAAGAUUAAAAUAUUAUAUAGAGACAUAAUAAAAACAAAAAUGAAUAGAUUAUACUAUAAAAUAAAGAUUAAUCAUAAAUUGAAGCAAUAAAAUUACCUUAAGAUUGCUAAAUUCCAUUAGAAUAUCUGAAAAAAGUUUAACAUUUGAUAGCUAAAUAUAAUAAAUUACACUAAAAUUCAAAGCUUUAAAAUACAAUUUUAGAAUAGAUGAUUUAAUAGAGACAGCCAUAAAGUGAUACAGUCAGUAAAUUUUUAUUUGAGAAGUAUUAAAAUGGGAAGAAUUUGCAGGAAUUGGAAAAGGACUAUCAGUCUAUUUAGAAAUUAGUUGAACUAUUAGAAAGAAAAAUUUUAGUAUUAGACAAGGCCUACUUGAAAAAGAGGUAGAACGAAGUACAAUAUAAAUUGAUUAUGCAAAAAUUAUAAGAAGAAAUUUAGUUGCUUUAAAAUAUUUGUGUUUAAAUGAUCAACAUGAGAAUAGCUUAAUUACAUCCAUUUUCUAGAGACUCUAGGAAAUAGACACUUUAGGACAGUAAACAAUUAGAAAAAGAUUCUGAUUCAAAUAAAAAUGGAAAUGAUAAAAGGAGUUACAGUGUUGAUGGAGAUUUAUAUGAAUCUUCAGAAGCUGCUUAGAAUAAUCUCAAGUAAUAACUCAAAAUAAAUUAGUCUUUUGAUAAAAAAGUAUAAUAGGACAAAUAAAAUUUUGUUAAUGAUUUAAGUGAAGCGGAAGGUGUCAUUUCAGAUAUUUUAAGUAUGUCAUAAAUAUCUUCUACAAAUUAUAAUAAAAAUUUUCAAAAAGAUGGUUAGUAGUAGUAGUAUUAAGAUUACUUUAAAAAAAAUUAAAAUGUUGAUUAGACUUUAGACGAGUUGAGUGAAAUUUAGCAAGAUAUUAAAGAUUCUUAAAAGGCUUUAAUGAGCUAAGAUAUUAAUGAAAGUAUUCAAAGCUAUUCUGUUAACAUUUAAGAAGUUUAAGAAAUACUAAAAGAUUGCUCAGAAAAAUUGAAGUAUUUAAAAGAAUCUAAUAUGUUAAAUAAUUAAUAAAUAGCAAAGAUUUUGAAUUAAGUUUUUUAUCAAUUUUUAAAACAAGAGGAGUUCUUAUCUCAAUAAGAAAAAGAAAAUAGUGAUGAAAAAUAGAUUAGAUCAUUGCCUAAUUUAGAAAAUUAAAGCAUGGAUAAUCAAGCAGAGGCUAUAAUAAAGGAGCAUAAUUUAUUAUAAUUAGAAAGCUGUUGCUAAAUUUAAGGACUAAAAAUAGAUGAUAUUUCACCUUUCUCUUAAAGAUUUUAUUAAGAAAUUUUAGAAAAACAUAAAUCUGAGCUUGAGUAGAAUUAGAAAUAGGAAAUUUAAAAUUUAUUGGAUAAAUAAGAUUAGUAAAAUAGGCUAUACUAGUAAUAAAUAAUUCAAUAAGAACAAUAAAUAAAUUAGUAAGAGUAAUAAAUAAUGCACCUUAAAGAGUAGUGUUAAAAAUUAGAAAGUCUAUUUAAUUAAGAGAAUUUAAAGUGCCAAGAAUUAAAAAAAAGUAUACUUGAAAUUAAGGAUUAGCAAAAAGAAAUUUUAAACAGGCCUUAGUAGGAUAUAAGGAAAGAUGAAAUGAAUCAAAAUGAUAUUUCUGAUGAUAAAGUUAAUACUAUAAAAAUGGAAGAAGAAAUCUAAAAAUAAGUUAGGAUAAGAGAGAAGGAAAUUGAUAAAAUGUAUUCUGCUUAACUUGAAGAAUAUAAAUUAUAAGUUUAAGAUGAUAAAUAAAAGGAGUUGGAAAAAAUAUAAAUUUAAUAAAAAAAAUAAAUAGAAUAGCUUGAAAAUAUAAUAAAAGAAUAAAAUAAUAAUCAUUAAAUAAUCUAAAAUAAAUUUAUAGAAGAAUAAAACAUAAAACAGUAAUUAGAAAUAAAUCUUAGAGAAGAAAAAUAAAUAGCUAUACAAAAUUUAAAAGAAGAGCAUAAAUUAUAAAUGGAAAAUCUGAUGAAACAUAUUAACUGCUUAAAUUAAGAACUUAAAAUUAAUCAAGAAAAAGUAAAAGAAUAAAUUUUACAUUCAGAAAAACAAGUAAAUUUAGAGAAAGAUAAAUUAAAAAAUUAAGAAAGUUUAAUAGAGCAAUAGCAAAACUAAAAUAUUUUGCAACAAUAAAAAAUUAAUUAAGUUAUUGAAGAAUAUAAAAUUUAGCUAAACUAAUUGAGAAAAGAAUUAGAAAGCUAACAAAUAUAAUAUGAUAAAUUAAAAAUAGAGCUGCAAAAUGAGUAAACUAAUUAUCUAAGAUAAACUGAAUAAUUUAAAUCCAAAACUGAGGAAUUAAAUUAAAAAAAUAAAAAUCUUUAAAUUGAGUUUGAACAAGAAUUGCAAAAUCAAAGAAAUAUUCAAUAAAAAUUACAUUAAGAAAAUGAGAAAUUAUAAAAAAUAAAUUCUUAAGAUUUAGAGAAUAUUGAAUUUUUAAAUUAAGAAAUUAAUUAAUUAAAGGAAAUCAAUGAAAAAAAUUAAAAUGAACUAAAGUCAGAAGUUAAAUAAUAUUCACAUAGGUGCUAGUCACUGUAAUAAAAUUUAAUAGAAUUACAAAAUAAUGAAAGUUUGUAUAAUGAGAAAAUAAAUUAACUUUAAUAGGAAAUAGAUGAUUUAAAUAUGAAAGCUAACUCUAGUAAAUUACAAGAAGAAUAGUUAAAAGAGCAAAUAAAUUUAAUAAAAUAAAAAUAUAGCAAAUUAUAGCAAGAGUUUGAUUAGUUGAAAUAAUUUAAUUAGUAGUAAAAAGAAAAAAUUGAAAAUUUAUAAAGAACUGCUGUAGAAUAAAUUCAAAUCAUACAAAGACUCAAAGAACAGGAGUGCGAAUAAAAGAUAAAAGAUAUAAUUACAGAAAAAGAAGAUUUAAUGAAAUAAACAGUAGAAAUUACAUCUAAAGAAAUAUAAAAGAAGAAUAAAUUAGAAAUAGAAAAACUUUUGGAAUAAUAAGAAAAUAAUAAAUAAUAAGAAAUAUAAAAAAUACUAAAAGAGCAUGAUCAAUAGAUUCGCUCUGUGUAGUAAAAAAUUGAAGAAUAAAAUAAAGAAGAUCUAAUUACUAAGUAAAAAUUAUAAUCUGAAUUAUCAAAAUGCAGUGAGUUUUAAAAGGAAAUUUUUAUUAAAGAUUAAAAAAUUGCAAGUGUUAUUUAAGAAAAGGAGUAAUUAUCAUUGAGUAUUAAGAAGCUUGAAAUUUAAAAUUAAAAACUUAAUGAUGAAAUUAUAUAAUAAAAGUAAACACAAAAACAUGAAAACGAAGAAUUAAGAUAAAAUACCAAUAAUAGAAUAAAUGAAUUAGAAAUUUUAAAUAAAGAUUUAAAUAAAAAAAUUUAAGAUUUUGUAGAAAUUUUAAAAGAUAAAGAACAAAAUAUUAAUAAUUUAAUUAAAGAGAAAGAAAUUGAAAUUUAAAAGAACAUUGAUUUUACAAAUUGCUAAAAUAUCCUAAAAUAAUCCUAAUAAGAAAAUGCUUAACUUUAAUAAUAGGUAGAAAAUAUAAAAUAACAAUUAUCUUAAUUGUAAUCAUAAAAUGCUUUACUUCAAUAAGAUGCAGAUAAUUUGAAAUAGAAUAUCACUAAAACUAAUAAAGACAAUUUGGACUAAAAAAAAUUGAUAGAGUCACUUUAAGAAUAAAUUAAAACAGCAGACUAAUAAAAAAGUUAACAUCUAAGAUAAAUAGACUUAUAGCAAAAGGCUUUAGUUUAAAGUGAAAAAGAGAUAGUUAACCAGAAAAUGAUUGUAAAUGAACUCAAAUCAUAGAUAUAAGAUUAGGAAAAUAAAAAGCUAGCUCUUUUAAAAUAAUUAGAAAACGAGCAUAAAACUAUGAUAGAUUAGCAAAAUGAUGCAUCAAAUCAAAAGAAAAUUAUAUCAGAAUUAAAACAAUAGAUUAGUACUUUAGAAAAUUAGAACUAGCAAUUAUAAAAAUAAAUAGGAGAAGAUUGUACUCUGUAAAGUGAUAUAAUUAUUUUUCUUAAAGAUAAAUCUAAUUAAUUGAUUGAAACAGAAAAUAAGUUUAAUCACAAAAUAAUUGAUUCUAUAAAUACUUUCUACACACUUAUUGAAGGGUUAAUAUAAGAAAAUAAGAAUAAAAUUGAAAAGUUAACUAGUAUUGAACAGAAAUAAGAUAAUUUAUUUUCAAUUGAUUAUAAUUAGCUUUUUAGAAAACUCGAUACAAUCUAAUCAGAAACAUUUAAACUCAAAAAGAAAGUUAUAGAAUUCUCCAAAUAAAUAGAUAACUAAAAAGAUCAGUUAUUAGAUUCAAAUAUCUAGCAAGCUGUUUAGAAAAAUUUGCAAAUUAAAGAUUUUAAAUCAUACUUUGAAAGGUUGCAAAAAUUAGUAGAAAAUGAAGAAAAUCUUAAUAAAAAAUACUUCAAAGAAAUAACAGAUGAGUAACAAGAAUUGUGUUUAAAGCUAAUGCAAUUGUAGCAUGAUAUUGAACUAGAAGUUUUCAAGAUCUAAAAUCAAACUCUUGAGAAAGUGGAUAAAGUUUAAAAAAAAAUCUUUAUUGGAGGAAUUCCUGAUUAAUCUUAAUUUGAAAAUUUAAAUCAAAACUUAAAUUAGAUUUUUAGUAAGUUCGAAAACGAUUUUAAGCAAGUAACAACCCAAGCUUAGGGAACAUAUUGGGACUAUGGAAAAGAAAACAGAUUAUUAGAAAGGAAACUUAUUGAUAUCUAUGAAGAAGUUAAGAAAAUGAGAGAAGGAUAAUUUUCUAUGAAAAUGCAAUUAAGAAAAAAAGAAAUGCAAGACCUUGAUAGCUUUAACUAAAUAUCUAAGAAUUUAGUUAACUAACUUAAUAAAUUUUAAACUAUCAUCGAAGGACUCCAUGUAACACAAUUUAGUCCAGUUAGGUCUUCUUACAAUGUUGACUUGUUUAAUUAGAAUAGCGAUGGAGAUGUUGUAAGAUCAUCAUCAAAUCCAUUUAUUAAAAAUGGAAAUCAGAUUAAUCUCUUUGGAUCAAGAAAGAGCUAAAUUUUAUAACAGAAGUUCGAAAAAGUUGAUGAAAAACAGGAAAAUGAAGAAAAUGCAAUAUCAGAAAUUGAGGAUGAUGAUGAAGAUUUCAAAAAAUUCUAAGAAAAUUUAAUUGAGGAUUCAGACUAGAGUCAAAUUUAAAGUAAAGAAAUUACAAGUUUACAGAACUUGAGUACUUUACAAUCACCUUAAAAAAAGUAAGAUGAUAAAAGAGUAUCAUCAGCAUCUGCUAUAGCUCUAGCUUUUUAGAAUGAAGGAGGAACUUCAUCUAAUACUUCCCUUGGUAAGAUAUCUCCACUCAGGGAGUCUAUGACUAAUUUUGAUGGGAUGAGGUAAAGCGUCAGUCGUAUUGAGAAUGAGGAUUAAAGAAAUAUAAGAUUUAUUUUGGAAGAACUUAAAAAAAUAAAACAAAAUGUAGAAAAAGUUGUCAAUAGUUUAUUAUAAUACAAUUUUGAAGAAAUCAAAAUUAAAACUCUUAAAUAAACCAUAGAAACGUUAGAAACGGAAUUGACAGAGUAUAAAAAUUAUUAUUAAUAAAGUGUAGGAUAUAUCCAAGGAGUAUUUGAUGAGCUCUAACAAAUAGGAGAUCCAGUUUAUUAAUUUUCACAAAUGAAUACCAUUUUUAAAAAAUGUUGCACAGAUUUACAAGAGUUCUAUAAAAAAUAAAUACAAUCUCAAGAUUGUGCUGAAUAAAACCAGGUAAUUGAAGUCAUAUAAUAAGUUAAGUAGCUUGGUCUUAUAGUGAAUAAUAAUAUAAAAAAAUAAAUAUAAGAAAUAGCCAAAUGA